Molecule: messenger RNA, 1136 nt
Organism: Polyodon spathula (Mississippi paddlefish)
Lineage: Eukaryota; Metazoa; Chordata; Actinopteri; Acipenseriformes; Polyodontidae
Product: oligosaccharyltransferase complex subunit ostc
Exons: 4
Coding region: 116-565 (149 amino acids)
Cellular component (GO): oligosaccharyltransferase complex
Source: RefSeq, a predicted model, not a curated record
UACUUCCGGGACACGUCGGGUUGAUUUGUUCCGUGUCUGAGUGAAGUCGGGUUUGUUCAGGAUAAGAAGUCUUGCCGUAUUUCUAGUUAUCAGUUUAAGUAUUACAAUUUUUAAAAUGGAGACCAUGUACAGAAUUCCCUUCACGGUGCUAGAAUGCCCCAAUAUAAAACUGAAAAAGCCGUCUUGGCUCCACAUGCCUUCAGCAAUGACUGUUUAUGCUUUAGUUAUUGUCUCGUACUUUCUCAUCACGGGGGGAAUCAUUUACGAUGUAAUUGUGGAACCCCCAAGUGUUGGCUCUAUGACUGACGAGCAUGGUCACCAGAGACCCGUAGCCUUUUUGGCUUACAGAGUGAAUGGACAGUACAUCAUGGAAGGCCUUGCUUCCAGUUUUCUAUUCACAAUGGGGGGGCUUGGGUUUAUAAUACUGGACCGUUCCAAUGCUCCAAACAUUCCAAAGCUAAACAGAUUCCUGCUUCUGUUCAUUGGAUUCGUCAGUGUCUUGCUCAGUUUUUUCAUGGCCAGAGUAUUUAUGAGGAUGAAGCUGCCGGGAUACCUUAUGGGUUAAAGACCCUCUCCUGAAAAUUAACACAAACGUCAUUUUUGGAAGUAUGUGAAUCGUGCAGAAGAGAUUUUGGAGGCAGCAGAAAUAACUGUGGGAUACCUGUAGAAAACACAUGCAGUUCCCUUUAUUUCAGGGGUGUAGAAAUAAACUUAAGAAAUCAGUUAUAGAUUAGACCCGAAAGAGACCCACCCAAAAUAUAUAAAUGUUAUGUUAACUUAGGUACUCAGAAUUUAGUGCUAAACAAAGUGCCUAAUGUACAAGCUGUAAAAUUGUCUUUUGGUAAUAGGUGAAAUCAACAAAAAUGAUCAACCAAGUUAUCUAGAGGCCUAGUUACUAAAAGUGAGAGCGCUGAACACUUGUGUUGUAAAAGUAUAUCAUCUUAAAGUAUUACCUUGAAUAUUAUUGGCUGUAAAAGCUAUUGAGCCACAAUUUAAACAGUUGAUUUGGGCAGUUUUAUUUAAAAUAAGUUUAUGUAAAUUCUACACUCUUGAAAUAGUCAAGAUUUUGCCUAAAUAUAGUGUACUGUAAAGGUUUCUCUUUUUUUGUACAGAAAUAAAGUCAUUUGUACUUUCAA